This is a messenger RNA of Pararge aegeria (speckled wood butterfly), 1869 nucleotides long. It is a transcript of the gene abs, whose product is annotated as ATP-dependent RNA helicase abstrakt. Gene Ontology annotation, biological process: mRNA splicing, via spliceosome. Gene Ontology annotation, molecular function: ATP binding; zinc ion binding; RNA binding. The transcript has 12 exons. Bases 1 to 1842 code for a protein of 613 amino acids. The record is from RefSeq and is a predicted model, not a curated record. Lineage: Eukaryota; Metazoa; Arthropoda; Insecta; Lepidoptera; Nymphalidae. Gene Ontology annotation, cellular component: spliceosomal complex.
AUGUCCGAUCCGCCCAUAAAGCGGUAUCGCCGCGAAGAGAAGUCGGAAUCCGAAGAAGACAUCGACAAUUACGUGCCAUACGUACCUGUUAAAGAGCGUAAGAAGCAGAAAUUGUUGAAAUUGGGCCGUUUGGGCCAGGUCGCGGCAGAGGCGGCCACGGAAACUAAGAGUUCCAGUGACAAUGACCCAGAUGAUGAAGCAUCUCAGGAAGAGUGGGGCCGCAGAUACAAUGUGUCUUUACUCGACCAGCACAGUGAACUGAAGCGGAUCGCAGAGGCCAGAGCCCUGUCUGCGGCUGAACGGCAAGCAAAGGAAGAAGAGCAUAUAUUGGAGAGCGUGGCUCAGAGCAAGGCUCUUAUGGGCGUAGCUGAGUUAGCCAAGGGUAUUCAAUACUCGGAACCAAUUAAAACAUCAUGGCGGCCGCCACGAUGUGUCCUUGAAUUGCCGGAGUCGCGGCACGACCUCGUGCGGGAACAGAUGCGUAUACUGGUGGAGGGGGAAGAGGUACCCCCACCUGUGAGAACCUUCGCGCAUAUGAAGUUCCCUAAAGGUAUCCUUCAGGGUCUGGAAGCUAAAGGCAUAAAAAAGCCAACACCCAUCCAGGUCCAGGGUAUACCAGCCGUGCUCAGUGGCAGAGAUAUGAUUGGCAUAGCGUUCACUGGCUCGGGUAAAACCCUUGUGUUCACUCUGCCAAUCAUAGUGUUCUGUUUAGAGCAAGAAGUCAAAAUGCCGUUUAUUCGGAAUGAAGGACCCUACGGCCUCAUAAUCUGUCCAUCAAGAGAACUCGCCAAGCAGACACACGACAUCAUCUUGCACUUCGUCAAACACUUAAAGAUGGCGGGCAACCCGGAGAUAAGAAGCUGUCUAGCUAUUGGAGGUGUGGCUGUAUCUGAAUGUAUGGAGGUGGUACAAAGAGGUGUUCACAUCAUGGUCGCUACUCCAGGAAGGCUCAUGGAUAUGCUGGACAAGAAAAUGGUACGUCUCAACGUAUGCCGCUACCUGUGCAUGGACGAAGCGGACCGGAUGAUAGACAUGGGCUUCGAAGAGGACGUCAGGACCAUCUUCUCUUACUUCGCGGGACAGAGACAAACGCUGCUGUUCAGCGCGACCAUGCCGAGGAAGAUACAGAACUUCGCCAGGUCAGCGUUAGUGAAGCCGGUGACAGUGAACGUGGGUCGGGCUGGCGCGGCCUCCUUGAACGUCCGCCAGGAGUUGGAACUGGUGCAGGCGGAAGCCAGGACGGUACAUCUUCUGCAGUGCCUGCAGAAGACCCCGCCACCAGUGCUGGUGUUUGCAGAGAGGAAGCAACAUGUAGAUGCUAUACACGAAUACUUGCUGUUGAAAGGUGUCGAAGCAGUGGCCAUCCACGGUGGCAAGGACCAGGAAGAGAGAUCCCGCGCCGUUGAGGCGUUCCGAAGAGGGGAGAAAGAUGUUCUGGUAGCUACAGAUGUAGCCAGCAAAGGUCUCGACUUCGAGAACAUCCAGCAUGUCAUAAACUACGAUAUGCCCGAGGAUAUAGAGAACUACGUGCACCGCAUCGGGCGUACGGGGCGGGCGGGGGGCGAGGGGGUGGCCACAACACUGCUGGGGCGCGCGGCAGACAUUAGCGUUCUAAGAGACCUGGCGCAUCUACUGACAGAGGCCGGACAAAAGGUGCCUGCAUUCCUUCUGGAUAUGAUCGGGGAGCCAGACGUCCCGGCGGCAGACGGCCAGGGUUGCUCGUAUUGUGGGGGUCUCGGACACAGGAUUACGGAAUGCCCGAAACUGGAAGCUGUACAAAACAAGCAAGCCUCUAAUAUCGGAAGAAGAGAUUAUUUGGCCAAUACCGCGGCGGACUAUUAGUUUUAUUUAUUUUUCUGUAAUUUAUUU